Messenger RNA from Volvox carteri f. nagariensis, 4221 nucleotides. RefSeq lists its product as uncharacterized. The record is from RefSeq and is a predicted model, not a curated record. NCBI's taxonomy places the organism in Eukaryota, Viridiplantae, Chlorophyta, Chlorophyceae, Chlamydomonadales, Volvocaceae. Bases 1 to 4221 code for a protein of 1406 amino acids. The transcript is spliced from 8 exons.
AUGUAUAGCGACGACGGAACGACAUCAUCUGAUGAUCCAUCUCCUGCAGCUGGGAGGAAGGAGUGGUCCCGCAAGAACGAGCAUCUUCUGAAGGGAACGGAGAAAAGAAGGAACAUCUACAACAGCACGCUUCGGGCAACUCGACAAGGCACACGUUCCCUGCUGCGUGCCUACGCUCUGGCCGUUCAGGGACGCGAACACGACGACGACGCGCGGCAUUCGGCCUACAGCGCGGUCCUGGAGGCGCACGAGGAAGAAAACCGUCUGGCGGAAGCGGAGGCAGCUGCGUUAGUUGCGGCGGCCGCUGCGGCAUCUGGUCAUCCGCUGCUGGCCAACCCCGUGGCCGGAAUGUUCCCCAUGGGGAUGCUACAAUCCAUGGGCAUCCCGCUUCAAAUUCAAAUCCAGCCCCGCCAAAACUGGCCUCCAGGAGUACCAUUUAAUAUUAACGACGUCCAGCCUGAGCGACUCAACCCACAUGACCAACUGCGUCUGGCACUGCUACACCACCACCAUAACGUGCAGCAAAUGCAACUAAACCACCUGUCCAACGAACCGCUUUCUGAGCAGGAAAGAGAGGAGCAGCAGCUGCAGCUGCUGCAGCAAAUGCAGCUGAGCCAGCUGCAGGGGCAGCAGCGGCAAGACGGAGAAGAAAACCCCGGGGAGCCCGGGGCCCAGCAGCAAGAACAACAACAACAACAAUAUCAGCAGCAGGAAGGCAGCAUGAUGCACAUGAUGCUGACGGAUGUACCCCCUAAUACCAGCACCCUUCCUGGCUGGGCCCCCGGGGCCCUCCAGCCACCCACGGGGGGUAAUAACCCAGCGGUAAAUAAAGCAUCCAAGACUACAGCUGCUGCUGCUGCUGCUGCCGCGCUAGGGCAACUAGGGCUUCCUGCGAUGCCGGCUGCGUUUUCGGAAACCGCAGGAGGGGGCUGCGUCAGUUUCCCCAGCGGCCCCGGUACGCGCCGCGAAGGCCUUUUCGAAUCCGACGGCGAGGACCAUGGCAGCCCGAAUCCGCCAUCACCCGCGCGGUCCGGCUCGCCAAGCGGCCGGCGGCCGGCGACCAUGGGGACUGCGCCGCCGCCGCUGUCGCAGGCUCGACGGGCUGGGGAGCCGCAGCAGGACCAGGAGAGGGAGAAGGAGCCGACAUCCGCCGGAGAUGUCAAGCACCCGGCGCAGGAGCAGGAGGGAGAGCCUGAGGUCCAGCAGCGGAUGCAGGCGCUGAAACUUCCACGGCGGUCAUCACGUCAGCAGCAACAACAGCAGCAACAUCAUCAUCAGCAACACCAACAGCUUCUACCGUUGCAGCCGAAACAGAGGCAGCUAGUCAGUGGGAAGGACGAUUCGCUGAUGCUGCUGUUGGCUGCGCAACCCGAAUUGGAUGAGGAGUCCGCGGAAGAGCUGCGGCGGCGAAUAGAGAAGGAGGAGGAGAGGCUUAUUGAUGCCAUGGCCAUGACGGAUAUCCCGCCAUCGCCCUCGCGUAACAUGCAGAAGGGCCUGCAGAAGAAGGUUCUGGAGCUGCAGCGGCAGGUACAGCGGCUACAGGAAGACAAAAUGCGGUUGCUGCAACACGAGGAGAAGCUGCGGCCGCCGCCGCCACCGCCGAAGCCCAGGCCCGAGCCGCCCAAGCCACAAGAGAUUAUCCUUCGGUCUCGCACGCAGCGUAAGAGCGCGCGGGGCGUAGCCCUUGCUACUGCAGCGGUGGCGGCGGCGGAUCUGCAGGAAGAUGAGGGAGGCGAGGAGGCUGUCGAGGAGGACGAGGAGGAGAAGAAGAAGCAACCAGCGCGGCCACCGCCACAGCUGCUUCUGCAGCGAACGAAAGCGGAUGAGGAGCGCGGGCGGGCCGGGCGCGAGAAGCGCAAAUCUGCCAAGGUCAAGCGGCGAGACGCCGAGGGGGCCGAGGAGGAGGAGGAGGAGGACGACGAGGAGGAGGAGCGGCGGGAGGAGGCGGAAGCUGCGGUCGAUGACGAUGGGGAGGAAUGGCGAGAAGAGGACUAUGGGGCGCCGCGGGAGGAAGUGCCGCCACCACCACAACCACCGCUACCGGUGGUGAAUAUGAGUAUGUUUGGCAGGGGCCCCCUCGGACUGACGCCAUCUCUCGGGCUGCCGCCGGUGGGGGAUCCCGCUGCCUAUGCGGGCCUUCUGGAAGGUCUGGGCCGCUCUGGGGCCCUCCCCGACCUGCCUAUGGUGGUCCUGCGUCCGCCGGAUGGUGGUCCGCCCGUUCUGUGCCUCGCCGUGCCCAUAAGCACCCUCAGUCCGGGAGAUGUACCCAUGGGGGCCUUGCCCAUUGGCGACUUGCCGCGCGGCAGCACCUUGCCUCCCGUGGGAACCCUGCCUCUAGGUGGCUUGCCCAUCGGCAACAUCGCUGCCGCAGCAGCCGCUGGCUGGCCGCCGCCGCAGCAGCCGCUUCCACCGCCGGGACUUCCGUUUGGCCCCGCCAUGGCCGUGGCCGGUUUGUUUGGAAGCGGCGAGGAUCGGCCACCGCAGCUGCAGCAUGGACCGCACCUUGCCCGCCAUGGCCCGGUGGCCGAUGGAGGAGGAGGAGCGGUCACUCGCGCCCGGGCACGCGGCCCGGGGCAGGGUCAAAGCCAGGGUCAAGGCUUUGAGGCAUUGGCAGCGGCCGCAGCAGCCGCCGCCGCCGCCGGCAGCUCGGGGCCUUCAAACAGCAGACGACCUGGAGACCGGCCGUCCGGCGCUGCAGCUGCUACAACUCGCGGCAACAGCGGCGGCGCUGCCACAGACCCGAGCAGCUCACAGGGUUACGGUCAGGGCCAAGGACAAGCACAAGGCCAUGAGCGAGGUACGCGGGCGGCGCCUGGUUCGUCACAGGGCACCGCCGCUACUGCUAAGGGCGACAGUGCCGGAGGGCAGGGUGGUGAUGGACCGCCAGGUGGGCGCUGGGCCGUGGCGGCGGCGCCGGCUAACAGCGGCGGUGGCGGAGGCAGUGCCAGGGAGGGUGGCCGGUUUGCGAAGGGAGUACCUCGCGGGGGCGGUUCUUUCACCGGCGGGAGAGACGUGGUGAGCAGCAAGGCGAUGAGCAGUCCUGAACAGGCCGCCGCGAUUUUGCUGGCGGCGGCAGCGGGCUCAGGCGGCGGUGGCGGUGCAGGUGCGGGAACUGGAAGAUUCCGCAAGGUGCCCGGCGCUGGCGCAGGUGGCCCGUCUCGAGGACAGGCAGCACCCGGCGGCGGAGGGGGGCAGCAGUGGAGUGGGCCGCAGGGUAGCGGCCCGGCGGCGGAGGCGGAUGGCAGUGAGAACGAGGAAGAUCCGCAACCUGCCGCUGCGGAUCGCCGUAUGGCGCGGCUGCCGCCGGCGGCCGCCUCGGCUUCUAGGGAGCAGAGGAGGGGUGAGGCGUCCCGUGCGGUUCCCCCCGGUGCAGACGCCGACGGAGGCCACGUCGGCGUUGGCGAGGGUACACGUGGGCCAGGUGGCGCGCGUGGGGGGCCCGGCGGGGGCGGGGCCGCCGCAGCAGGUCGAGCCGGCGAUGUUGGCGAUGACGCAGGCGCGAGUAGUGACGAGGACUACAGCGACAAGAGCAACGAUGUUGGUCCCGGGCCACUGCCAGGCCCCGAGGAUUUCAUGCGGAUGUUCCCGGGGGGCUUUGGGGUUCCGCCGAGACCUCCGUUCUUGCCUGGAGGCGGUCGUGGCAUGGCCCCUUUUAUGGCCCCCUUCAUGGGCCCAGCCUUCGACCGGGCAGCAGGCGGAAGGCCACUUGGGCCCGAUGAAUACGGCGUCGAUGCAGCGCUUAAUACGGAACGGGCGUAUGCCAACCUGCUUGACGCGUUUCCUGGGGCGGCGCCACGGCGCGGCGGCGGCGGUGGCGGCGGCGGUGGCGGCAGCCUGGGAGCGGCUUCGGGUUUCGGCGGCUUGGGCCCCUCAGGUCCGGGGCGGGCAGGUGCUGGUGUUGGCGGCGGUGGCGGCGCCGCUGGCGCUGGCGGUCCCGGGUCUGGGCCGGCGGCGUGGGCUGCUGCUGCUGCCGCCGCCGCGGCAGCGGCGGCCGCUUCACGGCGUGUCGCUCCACCGAUGCUGCCGCAGCAGAUGCCGGCCCCCGCGCUGCUUGGGCUACAGAUGCAGCUCUUGAUGACGCAAAUGGGGCAACCCGGGCUGAUGCCGCCCGGGCUGGUGCCGCCAGCAUCGGCAUCGGCAUCAACAUGCGAGGAAAAAAUCAUUGGAAAAGUAAACAAUAAGCUGCCUCCAGUCGCCCUUCGCCACUACAGCGCCGCAUAA